Erinaceus europaeus (western European hedgehog) is the source of this 3201-nucleotide messenger RNA. RefSeq names its product Meis homeobox 1 (gene MEIS1). The transcript has 12 exons. The coding region runs from base 791 to 1963 and encodes 390 amino acids. NCBI's taxonomy places the organism in Eukaryota, Metazoa, Chordata, Mammalia, Eulipotyphla, Erinaceidae. The record is from RefSeq and is a predicted model, not a curated record. Gene Ontology annotation, biological process: brain development; positive regulation of cell population proliferation; embryonic pattern specification. Gene Ontology annotation, molecular function: DNA-binding transcription activator activity, RNA polymerase II-specific; RNA polymerase II cis-regulatory region sequence-specific DNA binding.
ACUUCCGGGUUCUAGCAUUCUGGUCGGAAUCCACCUCUCCGCCUGUGCAACACACACUUUACACACGCACGGGGACUGCAAGCGGGCAGCAUCGAUCGUGGCUCCUUUAAGACAAACUCAGACAGACAUUUUUUUUAACCCUCCUCCUCUAAUCUCCCUCCAGUGCAGCAGUUGCAAAGAGGGAGAGAGGGAGAAAGAGAAAGAGCAAGAGAGAGAAGAGAGAAACUGAUUGGGAAUUAGGACCGAUUCAAGGAAAGCGAGCGCUAGGGCUUUGUGCAUUUGAAUAUUAACAUUUGAGGUGUUCUGACCAGAAGAAGACAGAGCGGAUGAUCAUUCAUUCACCACGUUGACAACCUCGCCUGUGAUUGACAGCCGGAGUGGCAGAAAGCCAUGAGAUUUGGUAGUUGGGUCUGAGGGGCGCCUUAUUAUUUUUUUAAACUGAUUUUUGGGGAGAGAAGAUUUUUUCCUCUUCUUUCUUUCUUUCUUUUUUUCUAUCUUUCUUUCUUUCUUUCUUUCUGUCUUUCUUCUUCUUCUUUUUUUUUUUCUCUCCUCCCGCUGCUGUCUUGGAAACGGAGCGCUUUUAUGCUCAGUGACUCGGGGGCGCUUUGCUUCAGGUCCGGUAGACCGAAGAUCUGGGACCAUAGCUCACGUUGCAGGAGACUUUAAGAGAUUUUUCGUCGUGCUUUUAAAAAUAUUUUUUUCCGGGGGAGCUUGCAUAUUUGUUUCUGUUCACACUGGCCUUAAAGAGGAUAUAUUAGAAGUUGAAGUAGGAAGGGAGCCAGGGAGGCCGAUGGCGCAAAGGUACGACGAUCUGCCCCAUUACGGGGGCAUGGAUGGAGUAGGCAUCCCCUCCACAAUGUAUGGGGACCCGCACGCGGCCAGGUCCAUGCAGCCAGUCCACCACCUGAACCACGGGCCUCCUCUACACUCUCAUCAGUACCCGCACACAGCUCACACCAAUGCCAUGGCCCCCAGCAUGGGUUCCUCUGUCAAUGACGCUUUAAAGAGAGAUAAAGAUGCCAUUUAUGGACACCCCCUCUUCCCUCUCUUAGCACUGAUUUUUGAGAAAUGUGAAUUAGCUACUUGUACCCCCCGAGAACCAGGGGUUGCAGGCGGGGAUGUCUGCUCAUCAGAGUCAUUCAAUGAAGAUAUAGCUGUGUUCGCCAAACAGAUUCGCGCAGAAAAGCCUCUAUUUUCUUCUAAUCCAGAACUGGAUAACUUGAUGAUUCAAGCCAUACAAGUAUUAAGGUUUCAUCUGUUGGAAUUAGAGAAGGUACACGAAUUAUGUGACAAUUUCUGCCACCGGUAUAUUAGCUGUUUGAAAGGGAAAAUGCCUAUCGAUUUGGUGAUAGACGACAGAGAAGGAGGAUCAAAAUCAGACAGUGAAGAUAUAACAAGAUCAGCAAAUCUAACUGACCAGCCCUCCUGGAACAGAGAUCAUGAUGACACAGCAUCUACCCGUUCAGGAGGAACCCCAGGACCAUCCAGUGGCGGCCACACAUCACACAGUGGGGAUAACAGCAGUGAGCAAGGUGAUGGCUUGGACAACAGUGUAGCUUCCCCCAGCACAGGUGAUGAUGAUGAUCCAGAUAAGGACAAAAAGCGUCACAAAAAGCGUGGCAUCUUUCCCAAAGUAGCCACAAAUAUCAUGAGGGCGUGGCUGUUCCAGCAUCUAACACAUCCUUACCCUUCUGAAGAACAGAAAAAGCAGUUAGCACAAGACACAGGACUCACCAUCCUUCAAGUGAACAACUGGUUUAUUAAUGCCCGGCGAAGAAUAGUGCAGCCCAUGAUAGACCAGUCCAACCGAGCAGUAAGUCAAGGAACACCUUAUAAUCCUGAUGGACAGCCAAUGGGAGGUUUUGUAAUGGAUGGCCAGCAACACAUGGGAAUCAGGGCACCAGGACCUAUGAGUGGAAUGGGCAUGAAUAUGGGCAUGGAGGGGCAGUGGCACUACAUGUAACCUUCAUCUAGUUAACCAAUCGCAAAGCAAGGGGGAAGUAAGUACAAAUGGGGUCUUUGUUUUCACUUUGUCCUAGAAAUAUUUUUUCUUCUGCAUUUUCUUAUGUUCUCCUUGCCCAUAGCUUCAUGCUUGUUCAUUCCUUUCCAUUAAACUCCUGGUUCCUUGCUUCCUUCAUUUUCUUCUUGGAUGUGAUCAAGCUUUUAAGCUUAUAAAUACUGUGUAUGAUGUACAUUUAUCCAGUGUGUUGCUAUUAUACAGUACUGACCACAUGACAAAACAAGAAACAGUCAGGAGGUGGGGGAGUGGGUUGUCAUAGCAACAGACUGAUUUGCAAAAUGUAAGCAGUCUGCAGCAGUGCAAGGAGAGGAAAGAGCAUGUCCCCAAAGUGUCAUAAAUCUGUCUAACCGCAGUUGAUGCAUGAGUUACAUUUCUACACUAACCUGCAAGACACCGAAAAGCCAAACAGAGACUUCUUUUAGGUAAAAUAAACACUAGCUUUACUUAGGGUAAGUAAAGGCAUAUUUUGAGCUUCAGUCAACUAAACUUUGAUUUUUUUUUCUUAGUUUAUUCCUUUGUCUGUCCAUCAUAAUGGGAUUACGUGUGGCAAUGGAAAAAGGGAGAAUACAAAAUAGAGGUGUGCACAGCAGGCUGCAGGGCUUAGCCCAGGCUAAUUGACUAUAUCCAAAUUAAGUAUGCCAUCACUUGCAGUGUGACAAAUGGAUUUGACUUAUUCAGUAUACAAAAAUAGAGAUCAUUAAUGCAAUCUUCAGUGGCAGGCCUAGUGAAGUGGGCCUAGGAAAACUGUCCCAGAUUCUGGCUUUUGCAUUUCCUCUCCUAAAAAGACACUCCAGCAAUUCGUGUUCAAACAAGUAAAACUGUUUUGAACACCAAAGCUCUUGUUCAGUUUCUAAAUUACCCCUAAUAGCAUUGCUCUUGCUUUGUUUCGAAAUUAAAAGCAGUUAUAUCAGUCUUGGUUGUGUCUCUGAUUAUAUUAACACACUAUUUAAAAUCAUUGUUAAAGCCAAGGGUAAAUCAUACUAGUCUUCUCUGGGUGUGAGGCAAACAUAAGUUUAACAAUUAGCUCUUGAGAACAUUCCAUUGAGCUCAGAAAUGCAACAGUCUUAUUACCUCAUCAUGAAAUUCUCUAGCUUAGUUAAUUUAAAUAUUGUUUCUUAGUUUCUGGGUCAAUUAAAUUUAAAUGAUGUAUUUUAUGCUUCGUGACCAAUUAAAUUAAUAGG